Messenger RNA from Seminavis robusta, 1587 nucleotides. The record is from the annotation of a GenBank genome assembly. Lineage: Eukaryota; Bacillariophyta; Bacillariophyceae; Naviculales; Naviculaceae.
AUGCAAGCUGAGAAGCCAAAGGAAAACGAAAAGGCGAAGAAGGGCAGGAAGAAGUCCAGCCAGAACUUCUCUGGUUCUUUGGUGCGCCCAUCUGCUGCUGGUACUGUUGUUGACCGUCGUCCAUUGGUUGAUACAAGGCCCUUUCAUAAGCAGAGUGCCUUUGCCCCUGUUCCUCGAGAACACAUCAACGUUGCCGAAGUCCCGAUUACGAUGUAUGAUUCUGAUGAGAAGGAGCUGUGGGAUGCGAUGAACCAGUGCUGGAAGGAACGCGAUGCUAAGAGAGCUGCCGAAGAACAGAAGAAACAAAACAGCAAGAAGGCAAAAGAUGCACAUCCCACUAUCGAGUAUUGUACCCAAGAUUCUGCUGGAGAUGAUCCACCACCGCCACCUGGUGGAGCUGGAGCUGUCGCUUUUCAAAAUCCGGACAAGUACAAGACACCACCUUCCCAGCCACCUACCCCAGCUGAACUGUCUGCUCCCAGGCCUGCACGUCGUCUUGCUACUACUUUGUUCUAUGACAACACGUUGAACUAUGACGAGUAUCACAACUCUGCCAGCACUGUUCCCCGUCCCGGAAGCUGUCCUCCAGCCUUGCCAUCUCCUACCAAAGAGGCCACUGCUGGUUUUUUGGCUCCGAAGACCGGUACCAAGGUCGCUGGAAAGAGAACCAGCACCGGUCUUGUUUCGAAUUCAGUUGCAAAGAAGAAGAAAGCUCCUACCAAGCGACAGGCCAACAACAAUGGUGGCGGCAUGAGGUUCACAGCUGAAGAGGACACUGCUCUGUUGGAUGCUUGGGAGUUGAUUCUUCCAAUUGGCAAGGAAGAACACGCGAAGGCUGCUGCCGAAUACAACAACCACUUCCCCUCUCAUCGUCAUCGAGAAACCCAGAACUUACGGGCCAAAUUCAACAAAUGGAUGUCCUCUAAGGCACCUACUGGCGAUCCUGACUUGCCACCCACCAUUCGUCGUGCGAAGCAAAUUGCUUGGAAGAUCAAAGAGAAAGCUCAGAUGGUUGCUUUGCAGGAUGGCAUUACGGACCCAUUCGAGAAGACAGUUGCCUCCUCUGCUCCAUCUUCUGGUGAGAAAACUGACAACAGCAAAGCUGUCAGUGUCACCAAGGCUACCAGGAAGGCUGCCAGGAAGAACGAAUUCGUGAAAGCAAUCAAGGCAUCGGACAAGGCCCAGGCAAAGCGUGACAAGCGUCGCGAGAUGAUGAACAUGCAAGGAAUGAUGGUCAUGGCUACUACAGUUGCUGCUAUAGCUUCUGCUCUUUCUGGGAAGAAGGUGGAGAUUCCCAAUAUGACGCAACCAGCUAGCAUGCCCAUGGGUGCCGGAAUCAGCAGUGAUGAUACCAGUACCAGCAGUGACGAUUCUUCCAUCGGUGGCGGCAGCCGUUUCAAGAAACGCCUUGCAGCCUACAAGAAGAAGAGAGCUCUCAAGAAGAAAAAGAAGAAGAAAAAGAAGGAGACCUUACUUGACAGCGACCAGGAAGAUGGAAAGAUGCCUGCCAAGAAGGACGACGAUGAUAGCAGCAGUGGUGGCGAAGUGGAAUUGGUAGAUCCGUAUGGCCCGACUGGCAAGCUCUGA